AUGACUGUGUCCUUCAGAAUGCUGUUGCCCAUGCUCCUGCUGUGUACGGCAGGUCUUGGCCGCACCGAGACCGUCCUCGGCGUCUACAUAUUCCAGCGACACGGCGACAAGGUUCUCGCUCCAGCACAGCUUACAGACCUUGGAUAUGCGCAGAUGUUCUUGACUGGCAAUUACUUCCGUGAGCGUUACGUGUCCGCUGGCUCCUCCCGCCGGAUAAGCGGCAUCAGCACCGACUUUGUCGAGUUGGGCCAACUUGAAGCCAGCGCCCCAGACGAUGAUGUUAUCCAGACAUCGGGCCUUGCUUUCUUGCAAGGCCUCUAUCCACCAGUGGGCUCCACGAUGGCAACAGAGACGUUGCGCAAUGGGUCCUCCGUUCAGGCACCGCUGAAUGGGUAUCAGCUUAUCCCGAUCCAGACGCUCCAGGUGGGUCAGGACAGUGAGAACAACCCAUGGCUGCAGAGCACAAUAUCCUGCUCCAAGGCCGUGAUAAGUAGCAACAAUUUCUUCUCCUCUGCGGAGUACCAGAGCCUGCUGAGGUCUACCAAGCCACUGUAUGAAUCCCUCGCACCUUUAGUGAAUCAGACCUUCCAGCCAGAGCAGUUGUCGUACAAGAACGCUUUUGUGAUUUGGGAUCUUUUGCAUGUUGCCUUGAUCCAUAAUUCGACAACCACUUUCCCGGCAUCCAGCAUCCUGACCGAUGCUGUGAUGCAGGAGCUGCUUGGGCUUGCAAACUCUCACGAGUUCAAUCUCGCAUACAAUGCUUCAGACCCUAUCCGUGCUAUUGCGGGCAAGUCCCUGGCUGGUCAGGUAUUGACCGCUUUGAACAGACCAAUAAAUACCGUAGUACCUCUGAGGCAAAUGAUAUAG
Aspergillus udagawae is the source of this 867-nucleotide messenger RNA. RefSeq lists its product as uncharacterized. Gene Ontology annotation, biological process: dephosphorylation. Gene Ontology annotation, molecular function: phosphatase activity. The record is from RefSeq and is a predicted model, not a curated record. Bases 1 to 867 code for a protein of 288 amino acids. The transcript has a single exon. Lineage: Eukaryota; Fungi; Ascomycota; Eurotiomycetes; Eurotiales; Aspergillaceae.